AUAUGCGAGAAACAUUUCUAAUGGAAGUCAUUUUCUUAAGAAAUUGGCCGGUGACCAAGGGCGAUCUUUUGUUUAUAGCUCAUACAUUUACUAGUGAAUCAGAAGAACUGAAGAUCAACGGCUGGUAAAUCAGGUAGCGUUGGCAUGCGGAGUGUGUGAAAAAGCAGAGACAGAGCAGAGUGUAUGGGCAUGAGUAGGUAUUACAUACUUCACCAGUGUCAGAAUUGAGCCUGUGACCCCUGGAAAAAAAGGAUGAACUGGAAAAGAUCCUGCUUUGUGCCAAACUUUGUAUUGUCCUGAGGCUGGAGUGACCUUUAACCAACCUGUCUGGAAACCGGUAGGAGCACUGUGUGGUGGUGCAGACAUUGGAAUACUAUUUGUUGCCGUGAAUUUGAAAAGGCGAAUACAUUGUGUUAACACAGGUGUCUGGGUCACUGGUGGUACAGACAUUUGUGGUACAGACAUUUGUGUCUUGUGAUAUUGGUGGUACAGACAUUUUGUGGUACGGGUAUUGGUGGUAAAGACAUUUGUGGUACGGAUAUUGGUGUUAAACAGAAAAGUCUUGUUCUGAAUGUAGAAAGACAGACCAAAAUCAAAUAUAAUUUGUGAACAUAGGAAUCCAGCGCUGGUGAAGCAGACAUUGGUGUUAAAAAAAAAUAGUGUUUUGAAUGUGUACUGACAAAUACAUUAUAUGAGAAGAGGUGUCGGGGGCGCUAGUAGUACCGAUAGUUUUUGACUUUUCCUGGAUGUGUGAAAACAGGCUGUAAAGCUGAGUGUGGCACAGGUGGAACAUACAGGUAAACUACAUUGAUUUCUUGAAACAAGAGGAGUCUUUCCUUCAGAACUUCAGACUACAGCCAAAGCAACAGGAGAUUUUGGCACAAGCCUUAGUAGGAACCAAGCAAAAGGAACCGUCCUCCUAUAUAUAGCUGUGUUAUUUUGAAAAAAAGGAACUAUUUUUAGGCAAAGCAAACAUGACAGAACGUUCUAUCACCCUAGAUAAGCCAGGUGUUUUACCUGUAAAGGUAAAAACUGAUGAUGCCACUGAUGGAGCUAAACUUUGUAGCGUAGUUAUGCAAGGAGAAGACGAGGAGGACAUUGAAAUUGAUGUAGAUGUGUCAGAUGAUGAGCAAGGAGCAGCAGAUAGCCUUGGGCAUGUCAGAGAUGAAAGGAACAUUGAUGAGAGACAAGAUGAUGGGGUGCCUCGUGAAAAACUGUGUCGUGAAGAAGCUGCACCUGACCGACUCCAUGGUGAAUUAACUGUGAAGAAUGUCCGGCAGAAGAACCUGGAAACAGGACAUGAAAAUAAGAAACAGGAUUCCCUGGCGCCCUUCAUUUCAAAGGCAGGAGCUACUAACUCAGAUAGCACUGAGACUACUGAUCAACCUCCAGCAUCCUCCCUUUCAACGGCAGAGGGACGGGGAGAUAACUCUGGUGGUAUAAGCGCCACAUAUGAACCUCCAGGCUCCUCAGUGCCCUCCAAGGCAGCAGGUGCGAACGUUCCGUACAGUUACCAUAUUUUGCAAAUGAUAAAGUCGGAAGAUCCAAAUUUUGACGUUUCCAAAUUCGGGACGUUGACAGAACCUGCUAGUCCGGACAUGCCGGAGGAAAGCGUUAGCUACACCUUAGAUAACAACCCUUUCAUGUGUAUGACUUGCGGCGAAAACUUUUCCAAUGUGCAUGGGCUGCAAAUUCAUUGUCAAAUUCACACACGCGAAAAGCCCUUCAAAUGCGAUAUCUGUGGCAAAUGUUUUACCUUGAAAUACUUAUUGAAAAGACAUGGUUUGACGCACACAGGUGACAAACCGCAUACCUGUUUGACUUGUGGGAAAGGCUUCACUCGACUGAGUGACUUGAAAAGACACGAAGCUGUACACUCCAAUGACAAGCCUCAUGUCUGUGUCACGUGUGGAAAAGGUUUCGCUACUGUAGCUAGAUUGAAGAGACAUAACUUGCGACCUUGUCAGAUCAAGCUGAAAAAGUACUGUGCACCAAACUCUGGCAAAAAGCGUUUCACAUGUGACGUAUGUGGCAACGGCUUCAAGAAUGAAUCCACACUGAAAAUCCAUAGUCAGACACAUCAGUAUGAAAAACCUCACGUCUGCAACACGUGUGGAAAAAGGUUUCGUUGGCCAUUCGCUUUAAAAACGCACAUGAGAAAGCACACUGGUGAAAAACCGUAUAUCUGUGCCACUUGUGGUAAAGGUUUCUUCUAUUAUUCCCCGAUGAAAAAACAUUGUGAAGAACAACACAACGGGAAGAAGCCUCACUCCUGUGACAUUUGUGGGAAAAGCUUCCCCGAUGCAUUCGGCUUGAAGACGCAUAUUCGAACACACACCGGGGAAAGGCCAUUCAAAUGCGAUCUGUGUGACAAGAGGUUUUUUAGUAAUUCCCAUUUGAAACAACAUGGUCGAACCCAUUCCACGGAAAGGCCUCAUGUCUGUGGUACUUGUGGGAAAACUUUUACCCAUCAAGCAAGUUUGAAAAUUCACAGUCGAACGCACACGGGUGAAAGGCCUUACAGCUGCGCUACAUGUGGCAAGAGUUUUCACGAUAGUUCCACGAUGCAGAGGCAUAGCCGGAGGCACACGGGCCAAAAGCCUUUCGCCUGCAGCACUUGUGGAAAAAGUUUCUUCGAUAAUUCCACGCUGAAAAGACAUUACCAAACACACACAGGUGAAAAGCCCUACACCUGUACCAUCUGCGGUAAAAGUUACGCACAUCAAAGCAAUUUCAAGAAACAUAGUCGAACUCACACUUAACUGAAGUGUCAUGUAUUACUUUUUCUUUGUCGUCUUCAAUUUCUUUUUUCUGAUAGUUAAAGGUCAGUCGUCAUUAUCAACACAUACAGAGGUGAAAAUUUACACCUGUUAAAUUUGUGGUAAAAUUUGUGCCAAAAGCCACGUCAG
Liolophura sinensis is the source of this 2909-nucleotide messenger RNA. RefSeq names its product oocyte zinc finger protein XlCOF6-like. The coding region runs from base 975 to 2762 and encodes 595 amino acids. Lineage: Eukaryota; Metazoa; Mollusca; Polyplacophora; Chitonida; Chitonidae. The transcript is spliced from 2 exons. The record is from RefSeq and is a predicted model, not a curated record.